This is a messenger RNA of Tarenaya hassleriana, 1848 nucleotides long. Its product is annotated as polyadenylate-binding protein RBP47C-like. The record is from RefSeq and is a predicted model, not a curated record. Lineage: Eukaryota; Viridiplantae; Streptophyta; Magnoliopsida; Brassicales; Cleomaceae. Gene Ontology annotation, molecular function: mRNA binding. Gene Ontology annotation, cellular component: cytosol.
AGGAUUAAAUCUCUCCAUACGAUCCAGCGGCUAACCAUUAACCGGGUUAACCUAGCGAACCCCGUUAACCGAACCCAUUCUCCAGUAGAUAAUAAAAAGCCCUAAUUUUUGACCUAAAACUGUUGCCAUUAAUAACACCACAAGCUCCACAAGCUCCAAGAACUGCAAAAAUUUCUCCCAAUCGAAUCAACCAAGCUCAUCGAAUCCAGUAAUGGUGGAUGUGAAGAUGCAGUCCGACACAUCUGAUUCGAAUCAAUCGGAGGACAAUCUUAAGAUCGAAUCUCCGGCGGCGGAGGUGAAUCAACGGAGGGCGUCGCCGGCACCGCAGCAGCAGCAGCAGUGGGUGGCGAUGCCGUAUCCGCCGGCGACGGUGAUUCCGCAUCAGAUGAUGUUUGCACCGGCGCCGUACUCGCCUUUUCACCAUCAGUAUCAGCCUCACCAUUACCAGUUUCGCGGGAACAAGCAUCAGAACAUCUCCAAUGGCGAGAAUAAGUCGAUCUGGGUCGGUGAUUUGCAUCACUGGAUGGAUGAGAAUUAUCUUAACUCUUGCUUCGCUUCCUCUGGCGAGAUUGCAUCAGUUAAGGUUAUCCGCAACAAACACAGUGGUUUGUCUGAGGGCUAUGGAUUUGUGGAAUUCGUUUCCCAUGAAAUAGCUGAAAAGGUUUUAGAGGACUAUAGUGGGACAUCUAUGCCAAAUGCUGGUGACCAGACGUUCCGUUUGAACUGGGCUAGUUUUAGCACUGGUGAAAAGCGGUUAGAGAAUGGUCCUGAUCUUUCUAUCUUUGUGGGGGACUUAUCACCUGACGUCACUGAUAAAUUGCUGCAUGAAACAUUCUCUGUAAAAUACCCAUCUGUUAAGGCUGCAAAGGUCGUCAUUGAUGCUAAUACUGGCCGGUCAAAGGGGUAUGGGUUUGUGAGGUUUGGAGAUGACAAUGAGAGGGCCAAAGCCAUGUCAGAGAUGAAUGGUGUGAAAUGUUCUAGCAGAGCUAUGCGAAUUGGUCCGGCUACGCCUAGGAAGUCAAUCAAUUAUCAACAACAAGGUGGAUACAUGUUGAAUGGAGUCCAGAGUUAUCCUGAUGGGGAUUCAUUAAACACAACAAUAUUUGUUGGAGGACUUGACCCUAGUGUCACUGACGAAGAUCUGAGACAACCUUUCAUCGAGUAUGGAGACAUAGUCUGUCCUGCUGGCAAAGGAUGCGGAUUUGUUCAAUUUGUCAACAGAACAAGCGCUGAGGAGGCUUUGGAGAAAUUAAACGGGACUGUAAUUGGAAAACAAACAGUUCGCCUUUCUUGGGGUCGUAAUCCAGCCAAUAAACAGCUUAGGGGUGGCUUUGGAAACCAAUGGGUCGGACCGUACUAUGGAGGACAAUAUUACAACGGUUACGGGUAUAUGAUACCGCCUCCUCUUGACCCGAUAAUGUACAGCCCUGCAGCUUACGGGGCUUAUCCCGUAUAUGUCGGGAAUCAGCAACAAGUAAGCUGAGCCGAGAUAAAGCUAAACGAGUGAACUCAUCGAAUCUCACAUCUUCUUAGGAGGCGCAAGGCAGAAUGCCUUUCGCCUCGGCAUUAGCAUCUCGAUGUCCUCCCACGGGGUGGGACCGGAGAUCGAAUUUUGAUGGAACCACAUCCAUACUGCUAAUUAUUUUUUUUAUUAGGGAUUUGAUUGAUUUGUUUGAUCUGCCAUUCGGGUUUUUUUUUUGCUACUGAACUUAAAUUCAUUUUUGGGGUGGCUGUUUAGGUUAAAGUAGUAUAAACUUUCAUAAGAUGGUUUUGAGGUCUUGAUACACCCAAAAAUCAAAUUUCAUUUCGUGACCUAAUCUAAUGAAUUGGCCUUGUUAAAGUCUCUUC